AUGAGUUCCCAGCGCGAAGAUUCCAUCCCGCAUGAGCUACGCACUGCCGCCGAGCCCCGACAGAACAGAUUGUACCCAGUGCGUCUCGCGCAUGUGGAGCAAGUCAACCCGUCAAUCCGGCUACUACAAUUCGCUAUCCCCAAACCGGAAAACAGUGAUAACCACCAGCAGCCAUUUGCCUUUUCGCCGGGUCAAUGGCUAGAUGUUCAUAUCCCAUCUAUUGCCAACGCUGGCGGGUUCACAAUUACUUCUACCCCGGCUGAUGCACAAGCUUUGCCCCCACUAGCAGCCGACGGUGUCAAUGAAAGUGUCGCUGCCUCUUUAGAUACACAGGGCCGAGAACCAUACGUGGAGUUGGCAGUCCAGGACUCCCCAUCCAAUCCACCAGCGGCAUGGCUGUGGAAACCAAAGCAGGAAAUCAUUGGCAAAGAAGUAAAUAUUCGAGUAGGAGGUAGCUUUGUGUGGCCACCGACUACUGGAAUAGAUGCUCGAAAAGUGGAGAACGUGGUACUUAUUGCUGGUGGUGUGGGUAUCAAUCCUUUGAUUUCUAUCCUUUCCCAUCUCGGUCAGAUCCAAAGUGACCAUCCCUUGGACAUUCACUUCUUAUACUCUACUCGGCUUUCCGAAGAUCAAGCCACAGGGACACAGGAGUCUGCAAUGGAUCAGAUUCUAUUUCUUCCUCGAUUGCGCCAUAUUAUUCGUGUUCAUGGAUCCAGAUCUCACCUUCGUAUAUCUCUGGAUCUAUUUCUUACUAAUUCAGCUGUGGCUCGCUUCUCAAUCAAGUCCCCUGCUGAUUUCAAAAUUCAUACAAGGCGUAUCAACGAUGGAGAUAUUCGUUCCGCGAUUGGGAGCCAAAAAGGGGAGAUAGAUACACGGGGAACAGUGGCUUAUGUUUGCGGGCCACCAGUCAUGACUGAUGAACUGGUUGCACGGGCACAAGAAAUGUUGGGUGAAGGGGGAACCCAAAGAGUGUUUUUUGAGAAAUGGUGGUGA
Messenger RNA from Penicillium angulare, 993 nucleotides. Its product is annotated as FAD-dependent oxidoreductase. The coding region runs from base 1 to 993 and encodes 330 amino acids. The record is from RefSeq and is a predicted model, not a curated record. Gene Ontology annotation, cellular component: mitochondrion. NCBI's taxonomy places the organism in Eukaryota, Fungi, Ascomycota, Eurotiomycetes, Eurotiales, Aspergillaceae. The transcript is spliced from 3 exons. Gene Ontology annotation, molecular function: oxidoreductase activity.